UGCACCGGCCUAUAAAUAAAGUAUAAGAGCAUAAACGCGGGCGCAUCGGCGCAUGCGCGCGGCAGUCAGUCGCGCGCCGCGACGCUGCACUAACUGCUGUUAAUCACUAAUGACAUACAAACACCGUAAAUUUUAAGCGUGGCAACAUAAAAAAGUUCGUUAAAAAGUUAUGUGUUUAUGUUACAAAAAAGCUUGUGUUUUGAUUACUAAUUAAUUGCCGAAAGUCUUCCCGAAAAAAUAAAAAUGUGCACAUAAUCGCUGUAAAAUUUUAGUGGAAAUCAUAAUAACUAAGGUUCACAUUUAAGUUUUACUUUAUUUUACAAUAUUCUCAACUAAGAAAAAAAAGCAAAGUGAUCAGUUGAAAUUUUCCAAUUUCGAAGUUGUUUCUUUACGUAUUUUUGGCCAGUACGAAGUCAAAAUGGCCAGUGUUUCGAUGUUUAUCUCUAAAUUUAGAAGUUUUGUGUCGUUCCGUGUAUAUGGCAUCCGUUUUUCCGGCCAGUGAGCUUGUGACUCAUGUGUUAUGGGUGCAAUAUGCUGGUUCCACGCCAAAUUGGUUAUCGAAGGCGAGCUCGAAACAGAAUGGCUGCAAGCCGCCGGCCUCGGUUCCCUGGCCGCGCCGUUCCAGGCCGGCCUCGAAGUCACCGAGGCCCAGCUGGGUGAGGCCGUGAGGCCGCUGCCCAGAGAACAAGCCGCUGCGGUUAGAAGACGAGUCCGAAGGCUGAAUAGGACCGUCCGGCGGCGGCGCGCGGCUUCCAGGGCCAGGAAACCCGAUAUUAGGGAUGUCUUCAGGGAUUUGGAGAACUCGAGUGGCAGCGAGCCGAGGUCCCGUAGCGCAACGCCCGACUCCUUGGACUCUUUGCCCAGUGGAGGCUCCGGCAGCCCCCCUGUAGAAUGGGCAGAUCACACACCUCCAGAUUUUGUCGACAGUUUCCCGCCGACCGGCACCCACUCUCCCCUGGCCCGCACGCCGUCCGCGCCCGCGGCGCCGAGACGGGCGCGUCUCUCUCCACCUGCCUUGGAACCUCCCGUACCCAUGCAUGAGCUGUUCAAGCCGAAUGACUUGCAUUGGGCUGAUAUAGCUACGAAUACUGAGGGCAUCGAGCUCCUCGGCUACCAAAGAUAUGGGACUGUCCAGGGUCCAAGAAUAGGCAAGGAGCGAAUCAACGGAUCAAUACUGAAGGACAACGACCCUUUCGUCAAGCACACUGUCGUGUCGCGGGCAAAAAGCGCGGCGUCCGUGCAGCAGCCACUCAGCUUCGAACACAAGUUUAACCUGGACCGGCAGAUGAUGGACCAUGAGGAGGAAUGGCCUGAAGACGGCAGCGUGGUGGACGUGGAAAGCAUCGGCGAGCCUCAGCUGAAGCGUCUGCCGCAACUGCUGCUGCUGGAGCUGACGGCACUCUUCGAUAAAUACUCGCUGCCCUUCCAGAAGAGGAAACCGCCUAAGAAGAAGAGGAAAGAAGAAGGCUCAGUAUUCGGAGUCUCCCUCGAAACUUUACUCCGCAAAGACAUGCUGCUAUGGGAAGAAACCUGGAGUUCCGUGCCCGGAGUUCUGCGGACGUUAGCCGGAACGCUGGCCAAGCGGGCGACAGAUGAGGGACUGCUGCGAGUAGCUGGGAAUAAGCACAAGAUCGAAGCGCUCUGCCAACUGAUAGAGCGUUCCUGGUACACGGAGAACCGUGGCGCAGUAGAGGCAGCCCUAGCUGGUGCAAGCAGCCACGACCUGGCAGCGGUUUUCAAACGGCUGCUGCGGGCGCUGCCGCAGCCUCCGCUCACGCAGGAGCUGAUGAGGCUCUUCUACCACACGUAUGCCCUGACGGGCGCCACGCGCGGGCGCGCGCUGAACCUGCUGGUGCUGCUGCUGCCGCCGCCGGCGCGCGCCACGCUGCGCUGCAUCCUGACGCUGGCGCGCGACAUCGUGGCGCACGCGCACACCAACAAGAUGAGCGCGCACAACGUCGCCAUGAUCAUCGCGCCGGCGCUCUUCCCGCCCAGCCUCCUGAUAAAGCAGUCAGACAGCCUGGAGACCCAGCUAGCUACGGCGGCGAACAGCUGCCACGUCACGGAAGCCCUCAUGCGCUGGUGCGAGCAGCUCUGGCUCAUCCCCGCUUCUAUCCUGGCGGCUUCUCAGCGAAAACCUUCGCCGCACCGCAGGAACCAUAUCUGACUCUAUCCUUUAAGGAUUAAGGUGCUUAAUCGUUUGCGUUAGCGAGCGUAGUGAUGUCACAAAUACGCACUUUAGUGAUCAUAGUUUCGACUAUGCCGGAAAACUAAAGGUGCUAAUUCAUUUGCGUAAGAUGUCAAAAUGGCGCGCCAAAACAAAAGACGCGCGAAAUCAAGAUGGCGGGUCAAAUUUGACGCUGUGCGUCAAAGAAAAAUCACGGUGCAUGUUUUGUAAGUUUGCAUGUUUUUUAAAGUAUUUUGGCCAAGAUUAUAAAUAACAUACUUGGUUAUAUUUAAAGUUGUAAGCAUGACCAAAUAUGUUUGGUUUUUUACUCCACUAUUUGUAUAAGUUUUUAAUGUUGACAUUAAAAUGCAAUAAAUUAGGUUGGUAGGGAUCAUUCGCACUCGUCAAGGAGUGCAUAUUGAACAAUUUUAUUAUAAUGAGUGAUAUGAUAUUUAAUGUUAACGCAUAUAUACUCCGUGUUAAUAAUGUUAACGCAUUUAGUGUGGUAUAUAAUUGUGAAUGGGAUGCCAAAUAUUCAUCUUGUUUUAGUGAAAUAACCAGUUUUAGUUAAUGUUAAAUUCCGUAAAAUCGUCCUCAUAUAAAAGAAAGUUUGCAUUAAAAGAUGUCAUUAGUUAUUCAAUUGUUUUAGGAAAGACGUGAAUUCAAGAAAAAAAUAUUAUGAAAUAUUUUUUUUUUAUUUCACAGUAGGACCUCGCUAAUCAGGACGGGAAAAUAACCGGUCGUUGGCGGAUUUUUGUUAUAAAAAAUCACUUACCGUGUCUUCGGGUAAUUAUUUCGGAACUUUUCGGAAUUCCGGAAGAAAAAACGAAAAAAACUGGCGGAUCAUUCCGAAAAAAUACUACACAGACAGACAACGAAGCAUGAGUGAUUUUCGAAUGAUUUUUCGAGAUUACUCAAUUUUCGAGAUUACCUAAUACAUUACAUUAAUAUUCUACUGACUAUAACUACUGUUCUGCUUUACAUUUUCGCACUUCCUUCCGAAGGCAAUCUAGGUCAUUUCACUAAGCCCGAGACUGUCCAGAUUAAAGCGAUCACCGGAUUAACAGAGUCCGAAUUAGCGAGGCUCUACUGCAUUACAAAUAUUUGGAUGUGUAUAAAAGUGUGUGGUGCCAUUUUUCGGCUCGUUUCGAAUUCCUAGUUACCGUUUUGGAUAAUUGAAAUUUACUAUUGGUUCUAUCACCGUGGUGCCUUGUAUUAAGUUUCCUUAGUGAUAGUGAGAACAUAGAAUACAUAAGUGACGCACUUAAUUACACUGGGUUAAAUGCAACUAUGGAAUUAUUGCGUUUAUUUCAGUUCAUUUGUUAAACGAGAAUUACAGGAGCUCCCAUUAUCUAGUGAUAGAAGCCUGAUUCGAGCUACUUGGAAAUAAGACAACAUAGAGAGCGUUCCGACCAAUCGCAUUCGAGAAAUAAAUCAGUCGCAAUAAUCCCAUAGUUGUAUUUAUCCCGGUUAUACUUACAUGCAAUUAACCAAACCUUAUUAAAUUUUUAUAUUGUUACAGGAAUAUAAUUAUGAGAUCUAAGCCCCUAAUCUCUUUAAUGAGCUUUUUCUUGAUUAUAUUUAAUUAUUAUUCCCUAUGUAUUACUUGCUUUUGGUAGUAAUAUUUAAUUUAUAAAUAAAAUUAACAAUUACAAUUAUUAAAAAAAUAUCCAUCACAAAAAAUACAUAAUUGUCCCUGUCAUUUUUUAUUAAUUUAAUUUAAUUUCGACAAGUUUGUUUAAAUGCGUCACUCGUGUAUAACUACUAUUAUUGAUAUUUAUGAUAAUAGCUAUAAUUAAGUUGUAAAUACUAUGAUAGUUAUUGUAAAAUAUAUUACCAAUACUUUGACUAGGCAAGCAAAGACUGACUUGGUGUAUUAUUAUUAAGAUAAUGUGUAUUGAUAUUAUUUAAGUUGUAUUUACUUCCAUUAUUAAAUAAAAUGCAUAUUAUUUACAAAAA
This is a messenger RNA of Cydia fagiglandana, 4126 nucleotides long. It is a transcript of the gene conu, whose product is annotated as rho GTPase-activating protein conundrum. Bases 521 to 2167 code for a protein of 548 amino acids. The record is from RefSeq and is a predicted model, not a curated record. Gene Ontology annotation, molecular function: GTPase activator activity. Gene Ontology annotation, cellular component: cytoplasm. NCBI's taxonomy places the organism in Eukaryota, Metazoa, Arthropoda, Insecta, Lepidoptera, Tortricidae. Gene Ontology annotation, biological process: regulation of actin filament polymerization; regulation of small GTPase mediated signal transduction; signal transduction. The transcript has 11 exons.